Molecule: messenger RNA, 967 nt
Organism: Zootermopsis nevadensis
Lineage: Eukaryota; Metazoa; Arthropoda; Insecta; Blattodea; Termopsidae
Source: RefSeq, a predicted model, not a curated record
UUUCGUCUUCUACCUUGGCGGAUUCGAGACAUCAUCAACAACAAUGACCUUUUGCUUGUACGAGUUAUCAGUGAACCCAGAUUUACAGGAGCACCUACGAGCUGAGAUUGACGACGUUCUGGAGAAACAUGACGGCAACAUCACGUACGACGCCAUCCAAGAGAUGAAUUAUUUGGACAAGGUUAUAUCAGAAACUCUCCGCAAGUACCCGCCACUUACAAUGUUAGUCCGUGAGUGUUCAAAACCAUACAAAAUUUCCGGAACUGAUAUUAUUUUGGACACAGGAAGUAACGUUAUUUUACCCGUGUCGGCUCUUCACCAUGACCCGAAAUAUUACCCUGAACCUGAGAGAUUUGACCCCGAGCGUUUUUUCAGUGAAGAAGAGAAACAGAAGAGGCCCCAUUUUGUGUAUCUUCCAUUUGGAGAGGGACCCAGAAUUUGUAUCGGAAUGCGUUUCGGACUGAUGCAAACGAAGGUGGGACUUGUCUCUCUUCUGUCCAAAUACCAGUUCAAAGUGAGCCAGAAGACAACAGUUCCAUUGGUGAUAGAUCCGAAGUCAUUCAUACUGGCUGCUGCUGGUGGGAUGUGGCUGAGUAUUGAAAACAGAAGUGUUAACUAAGAUGAACACCCUUUUGUAGAACACUGUACUCCUGCAAACUCUGUCAGUAUUUAAAUUUCCAAAGAUAUGAUUUGCUGUUGGAUUCAUAUAUGGCAGCGUGUCGACAGCUUUUGCACCACAGAGACAGGUGGAGACUUUCCGCCGGAACUCAGUUAUCCAGACUCUGACACAAGACGUUCAACAGCGCAUUCCUGUGAUUUGGCAUCUCGUUGUGGCCCAUCAUUUGAGAUAAUUCAACAUCAGCAUAACCAAUUUUUAUUCUUCUUUUAUGGCUCUCCGGUCCAUGGCCUCCUCAAUUCUCCUCUUUCAUUUGGUCCUCUGUUAGGUCCAUCUGUCCAAGGCUUUGAU